This is a messenger RNA of Cyprinodon tularosa, 2730 nucleotides long. RefSeq names its product kelch repeat and BTB domain-containing protein 11. Bases 74 to 1696 code for a protein of 540 amino acids. The transcript has 9 exons. Lineage: Eukaryota; Metazoa; Chordata; Actinopteri; Cyprinodontiformes; Cyprinodontidae. The record is from RefSeq and is a predicted model, not a curated record. Gene Ontology annotation, molecular function: protein binding.
AGCCCAUCCAAAAUGGACAGCUCUGCUUGAAGAUCGAAGGACUCUGACAACAUUUUCAUCAAAUCCAUACAGUAUGAUUAACGCAGUGAUGCAGUGUUUUAUAACACUCAUUAAGGCCUUGAUCGUAUGCUUGAAACAUGGUAUUCAAAGACUGCUGGAUGCUAACUCAGUUGUCAUCAGCUGGUUAGUAUCCCCCUUCGUCCCUAAAAGAAGAUCACGUCAAGCAGAACCAGAGGAGUGGAAAACCAAUGAGGCCCUUCGCACGUUUCAUCCAGGAGAUGAGAAUGGCUUCAACGUUACAAUCCAAACCAGCUCACAUGCCUUCCAUGUGGACCUCCAAAGGCUUUCAGAGUGCAGCGAGUACUUCAGAGCACUGUCCCAAUCCAGGAUGAGAGAGACGUCAGAAAGACUCAUUCAUCUGGAACAUGUAUCCUCUGACAUUUUCUACAACCUCCUUAUGUUCUGCUUCAAUAAUGAUUUUAAAGUUCCUGCAGAAGAAUUGGAGGAAAACAUUCAGGUGGGCAGCUAUCUCCUGGCUGAAGCCUUCGUCUCCAGGUGCCUGUUAGCCCUGGCACAUCAGCUCACUCCGUCUAACUGCUUAUCAUACCUGAGACUCGCUCAGGAUAUUUUCUGUGUAGAGAUGAAGAACACAGUGCUCCUUUAUUUGAGUGUGAACCUGCUGGAGCUGCCACAGAUAAUGAGGUGUCUGAGUGAUGAGGAGAGGGAGGAAGUCAUCAGCCUGAGAGUCAAAGGAGAACGACGUCUGUGCAGCUUCAGGAAAGAAAACCUAACUUCUUGGAAUGACCCGGAAACAGAAGCUGCUCGGCACAUUUUCACCAUGACUGGGUCAGAGGACAGUGGGGAUUGGCACGCUGUUACAGAACUCCCCUUUAGGGCGGAUAAGUGGUGUUUUACUGCAGUGGUGCUGUAUAACUACCUGUAUGUCAUAGGAGGCUACAGGCAGCGUCUGAAGAGAGGCUGGGAGUUCACCAUGGCUUCCUAUAGAUAUAACCCCUUUAAAAACUCAUGGGUGGCUACAUCACCUCUGAUAAAGCACAGAAGGCACUUCAGCGCGGUGGCCGGUGGAGGCUUCAUUUAUGCGGUUGGGGGCUGGUAUUUAGAUUCGCUGGUGACUCCAGACUCCGGCACAGCUCUAUACACAGCUGUGGAGCGCUAUGAUCCCUGGGAGGACACAUGGAGGUUUGUAUCUUCAUUACCGCUGACUGACUUCCAGUUCACGAUGUCCUUAUCCCAUGAUGUCCCCCUCACUACCAGCCUUGGAGAGUGUAUCUAUGUGCUGGGAAGCAUCCAGAGGACAGGGGAGAAAUUACUGCUACAGUAUGACACAAAGCAAGAUUCAUGGUCUGAACUGCUUCCUACUCUGACAAGAGCUGAUGCAGACCUUCUGACUCUCUACUUCCUGGGAGCUGCUGACAAGCUGCUUGUGAUUGGUGGAAACAACACAAACAAUGUGGUGACAUCAUUCUGUGUGAAAUCUAAAAAAUGGGGGCAGAUCUACAGGGCAGAAAAAGUAUCAUAUGUCGGACAGGGGACACUUGUAGAUGAGCAGCUCCUGAUGCCCAGUAUAGAGCAUAACACAGUCAUAAGGAUGGAUCUCCAAACCCUAACCAUCAGUAUUCUCCCACCUUUACCUAUACCAACGCGCUAUGAAGCUAUCUUUUACCUUUACUUGUAAUUCUCAAGCUUACUGGUUUACUAAUACUUUAUAUUAUGUAACUGUUUUUGGAUAAUUAUGAGAGGAACUUUAAAGUCGUUUAAAGCGUGAAGAUAUUUCUGCUUAAGCUUUUUCUUAGUUUUUUGUAAAGUGUUUUAAACCUUUCCAGGGGUUUUUGUCAAUUCCAGUGGCUCACCCUAGAAUGUGCUAACCUCCUUUUUUUACCUUGGGAUUUAUAUGUCUAAGCAGACUGUGACAUUAUUUUCUCUCUGAUUUGUUGGGAUUUGUUUUCUGUUAAGUCUUUGAUGAAACUGAUAUCAUUGUGCUUAAAGAAUUUAUCUUUUCUGCUGUUGGUGCCUAUCAAGUCCACGUUAGAGUUAAUGUACUUGUUUUUUACUGUGUAAAAAAAAAAAAUAAGCACCACUAAACACAGCCAAUAAGCUACUAUAGUCUAGGAACAAUAGAGGUAAGAGAUGGUGGAGUCAAAAUAAUAAGAACUGACUGGAAGAACUUAGUUCUUAAAGUGUUCACAAACUGUAGUCAGUAAUAAUUCAUGCCUAAAUGGUCUUUAUAUUUCUGCUAUUUCUAAAAUUAGACCCUUCAACAAAACAAUGAAGGAUUGAUGGACUUUACAGAAGUGUGAUGGACCCACCAGGCAAAGAGCCCUGAGGUUUUUUUUUUAUCAGUUCAAAACAAUACAAGAACAUAUAUAUGAAUCACAAAUAAAAACUGAUGGUGAACAACAAGCUAUUGGGUUUAAUAUAAAAAUAAACAACAAAAAAAGGGGGCAGAACCAUAGAUUUAAGUACUUUGAACAAAUCGCUUUUUGCUAAUUGUUGUGAGAUUGUUCUUGCAGUUUUCAAUUUCUUUUUAUUUUACAUAGUAAUAUAUAAUACAUUUUAAUUUGUUGACAAAAAAGGGAAAAAAAAGAUUUAUUUCCUGCCCUCUUGUCUAAGUGUCUUUAGUGACCCACCUUUCAGACACUUACCCGGUGUAUAGGGCACUGCAGGCUAACAAAAGAAGCCGAACGACCCAUAUUCCAAAGGGGUGGACCC